AUGCGCGGCAAAGGUGCAUCUAAGCGACAGACCAGGGACGGGAAGUAUCGUGUCCCGGCCGAAGCCACCGACUCUCAUGUUCACAGUGUAACGCAUAAUCGCGGAAAGUCUUUCGCGGCAUCGGGUCCAGACCCCGACAUUGGCGAGAUGGGCGUCAACAUCAAGGUGGUUGGGGCCUGCGGCAGGCAAACCGCCCGCGCGCGGGGGAGAAGAGCGGGGGGUGUUGAAAGAAAUGAGACGCAAAUGUCAAAAGAACCCGGCCUUUCGGUGGCCAAGGCCUCAGAUUCUGGGUGGAACUAG
Colletotrichum costaricense is the source of this 300-nucleotide messenger RNA. RefSeq lists its product as uncharacterized. The coding region runs from base 1 to 300 and encodes 99 amino acids. The transcript has a single exon. The record is from RefSeq and is a predicted model, not a curated record. Lineage: Eukaryota; Fungi; Ascomycota; Sordariomycetes; Glomerellales; Glomerellaceae.